Messenger RNA from Lodderomyces margitis, 480 nucleotides. RefSeq lists its product as uncharacterized. The coding region runs from base 1 to 480 and encodes 159 amino acids. The transcript has a single exon. The record is from RefSeq and is a predicted model, not a curated record. NCBI's taxonomy places the organism in Eukaryota, Fungi, Ascomycota, Pichiomycetes, Serinales, Debaryomycetaceae.
AUGUUGAAGAAGCCUAGUCCUACUGAAGACAACACCAAGUACACUAGCCUGUUUUCUCGGCAAUUGAAUUUGAGCAAUAGAUUCCCCGUCCACAUACUAUACACAUUGCUCUUCUUCAACAACGGAUUCAAGUCGAUAAUACCCUGUUCGGUGGGUUUAUUAAUUGGAAAGUUAUACACAUUUGAGCUUCUUCCUAUGGGUACAUCCUGGUUAUUACCCAAAGACUUGUUCCAAUUGUUUAUUAAUCCUCGCAAGAUGAUUGCGCAUGUAUGGCAAAGCAUACAGCAGAGAUUUACAAGUAGCUAUCAACCCGUAUCUACCUCAACUUCAAACGAGGAGCUUCAUGAUCGAAAUGUGAGCGAAGAGCCUGAAGAUAAUGAUGAGCUCUUGGAUGAGGCUAGACAAGAAGAGAGCAGAAUACGAGCUGAGACCCCUGUGCGACCAUUGGGGAGCCAGUUUCUUGAUACAUUCAGAUCUUAA